Messenger RNA from Trypanosoma grayi, 1671 nucleotides. RefSeq lists its product as hypothetical. Bases 1 to 1671 code for a protein of 556 amino acids. The transcript has a single exon. The record is from RefSeq and is a predicted model, not a curated record. Lineage: Eukaryota; Euglenozoa; Kinetoplastea; Trypanosomatida; Trypanosomatidae.
AUGUCGGGUUCGCCGACUGCGUCGGCUGUGAACCGCGAUGCGAGCGACGCGGCGUACAUGGAGAGUCUUAUAUUUCGGAACGAGGAGCUUCUGCUUGAGGUGGAGAAGCUCCGCGCCAUCAUCCACGAAAAGGGCCUAGACCGGCUUCAGUCUCUGCGCGAGGAGAAUGAGGAGCUGCGGCAGCAGUUGAGGCUCUCAGAGUCCCAUUUGCAGGAGAAGGAGCACCAGCUGGAGGUGCUCGAGUCCGCGUACAGCCGCUUUGACGGCGUCCAUUCCGCACUGCUCGAGCUGGCGGAGCAGCGCAAGGCCGCCUCCGACAUGCUCGAGCAGUUUGAGACCAUCAAGCAGCAGAACUCCGCGCUCAAGACGGAGCUUCUGAAGCUCAAUCGCGCCGAGGAGGAAGCACGCGGGGCGCAGGAGGAGGCGGAGCAGCGCUGUCACAAACUCGACGGCGAAGUUGCGGAAUUUCGCACCGCCCUCGACGCCGCCAUCGCCGCGAGGGACGCCGCGCUGACAGACCGGGAGGCGGCAGAUGCCUCGAGUGCGAACGCGCAGGCACGCGCAAAGGAGUGGCAGGAGCGACACGCCGCCGUAACCGAACAGCUCAGUGCGCUGCAGCAGGAGGCCGACAAGCGGUCGCGCCUCAGGACCGAGAAGCAAGGUGAGGUGACGGAGGAUCUGCGGCGAAUGCAGGAUGAGUUGCUCGUGGCAAGGAGGGCACUCACUGAAAAGGACAACGAGCAAGCAUUGGUGUUGGCGGAACAGCAGGAUAUGCACGAGAAGCAGGGACGCGUGCUUCAGAAUGAGAUAAUGGAUCUCAGGCAGGCGGUUAAAGAGAGGGAAACACAUCUGCAGCAGUACAGGACAAAGGUCGAAGAAACACAGAAGCAGGUUGAUGCACUUAAGGCGGAAAAGGAAAUGUUAGUGCGCCGCUACGAGGCCAACCCUAACGACGUUGCUGAACUACAGAAGCGUCUGAAGGAGCUUCAAGAGGAGACGUCCAAGAAGGAUAUGUUGCAACUCCGCUUUGCGACAAUGCUGGCGAGUUCCACAUCUACAAACAGCGACGUCAAGGAACUCUUCGAGGCGAUGCUAGACUACCAGGAGAGGCGUGAUGAGGAGCUGCAGACGAAGCUUCUCAUUCAACAGAUUCAGGCAGAGGACAUGCAAAAGGUGUAUAAAAUCAACAUCCGAAAGCUCCGCGCAGAGAAUGAAAGCCUUAUGGCUGAAAUUCUCUUUUUGCGCGAAGCUCACGCCGCGGCAGUAGCACCAGGAAGAGGGAGAGGGGGAGGGCGCUUAAACCAAGCAGCUCAUCACGACGCUCCAGCAGCAACAACAACGGCUGGUGCAGUAGGAGAGGACGACGGCACGCCACGGCGCCAUGAGGUGUACCAGGACAUAGAGUCUCCAUCUCCCGCACAGCCGAAGGAAGUGAGGCAUCCGCACAACAUCACGGACAGCGGCAGUAGUCUGCUGGACGACUUGUGGCGCGUCUCCUCGCCGCGGCCGGCAGCGGCGCAGCCGACGGCACGCUACCACGAUCCCCAUGCCCCCGUGCGCGAGGAGACGCGUGCGUCGGAUGUCGUGUGCUGCCCCCGCUGCACGCUCCUCAACCAGAGUAACGCGACCGCCUGUGAUGCCUGCGGUCAUUCUCUCCGACACCCGUGCUGA